Messenger RNA from Somion occarium, 544 nucleotides. The record is from the annotation of a GenBank genome assembly. NCBI's taxonomy places the organism in Eukaryota, Fungi, Basidiomycota, Agaricomycetes, Polyporales, Cerrenaceae.
AUAGCAUCAAAAUUGCUUCAACCUCAGGGUAACAAAACUUCUCUUCAAGAACACACCAGCACGGAUGUCGACGAGUGGCCGUGAAGGACGAGAGUGCUUCCUGUCGCUGUCAAACGUUGGCGGUGCGGAGAAACGCGUUGGAAGAAAGAGCAAAAUCGUCGCUGCAAUACCGCCAAGGCGCCUCCAAAUUCCUCCCUCCUCCCCCUCUCCAACCCUUGCUCAAACUCACUCUCUCCUGGCCGUCGGGCUCAAAAGAUGUAGAAUUCGCCUUCUAACUUUACACGUCUUCCCCGUGGGUCUCAACAAUAUAGGACUCUAUGAUCUAUUCGCAGCAUCGCUAGUGUUUUACCCUGACGAACGUGGGCAUUGUCUUUCAGUGGCACCCCCUUGUUGUCGAAAGACUGUCAAGAACCUCAGCCACAUGGGAAGCUAAGUGCCACACCUCGUCCCCGAUUCUAUUGACUCUUGCUCCAUGGUUCUGCUCUGGUUUCCGUUCCGCAACGGACUUCCUUGUCACUCCUCUUCCACGGUUGCCCUUUUGUCC